AUGGCGACGCAAACAUUUGUUCUUCCAGGCCAACAUCUGGAUCCGGAAAGCCUUCCUUCGCAUCCAAAACUGCCUCUCAAGCUCGGCCCUGGACUGAGACUGCUCCCGCCAAGCACCAUCACGCCCACAGUCGCAGGACAUCUAUGUACAGAUGCGAGGAAAAAUGCGGUGUGGGUAGAGUUCAAUGGCGGUCGCUAUAUCCCGACAGUCGGUGAUCUUGUCAUAGCAACGGUACAAAAACACUCGGUUGAUGUUUACUUCGUCAGUCUUAGUGACUACAUGCCGAACGCCUCUCUUCCGCAAUUGUCCUUUGAAGGAGCGACCAAGAAGACAAGACCGCAACUGGGCUACGGAUCACUUGUGUAUGCGCGGGUGACGUUGGCCAACAAGCAUAUGGACCCUGAGCUGGAAUGCGUUUCUUCAUCAACUGGAAAGUCGGAAGGCUUGGGGCCGCUGACUGGGGGGAUGCUCUUCGCGAUAUCAUUAGGCAUGGCUAGAAGACUAAUGCUAUCAAAGCCAGGGGAGCAAGGUAAUCUGGUAGUAUUGGAAGAGAUUGGAGGAGCCGGUGUACCAUUCGAAGUUGCAGUUGGGAGAAACGGGAAGUUGUGGGUAGACAGCAAGAGCGUGAAGGCUACGUUGGCUAUCGGGAAGGCCGUUCAAGAAACCGAUGAGAAGGGCUUGAAUGUCGAGGCACAGAAAAAGCUGGCGAGGAAGCUGGCUAGGGAUUUGUGA
Molecule: messenger RNA, 732 nt
Organism: Drepanopeziza brunnea f. sp. 'multigermtubi' MB_m1
Lineage: Eukaryota; Fungi; Ascomycota; Leotiomycetes; Helotiales; Drepanopezizaceae
Biological process (GO): TRAMP-dependent tRNA surveillance pathway; nuclear polyadenylation-dependent rRNA catabolic process; U4 snRNA 3'-end processing
Cellular component (GO): cytoplasmic exosome (RNase complex); nuclear exosome (RNase complex)
Molecular function (GO): RNA binding
Source: RefSeq, a predicted model, not a curated record